UGGAAAAUUCAUAGGUUGCUUCAGCCACCCUUCUCCUAGCUGGCUACCAGCUGACUACCUGUCAAAACAACGCGUCCACUUUGUAAUCAGAUGCGUUUGGAAACUGUCCGAAAACGCUAAGAGAUUGGCUACAUGUUGUUCUUAUUCGUCCUGAUUUAGCUAGUUGUCUGGGCAUGACCGUAGGUUUUUUUUUUUAAAAACUUGUGAUGAUUCUUCACAUUUUAAUAUAUAACAACUCGACUUGCGAGCCUUUUUCUAGAAAGAAUGGCAGUGGACAGCGGACAUGGUGACAGCACCGGAGACUGGGAUGGACGCUGGAACCAUGUGAGGAAGUUCUUGGAGAGAUCAGGCCCAUUCACCCAUCCGGACUUUGAGCCAAGCACUGAAUCACUUCAGUUUCUGCUAGAAACGUGCAAGAUUCUUGUUAUUGGAGCUGGCGGACUAGGCUGUGAACUGCUUAAAAAUCUGGCCCUUUCUGGUUUUCGGAAUAUUCAUGUUGUUGACAUGGACACCAUCGAUGUCUCAAACCUGAACCGGCAGUUCUUGUUUAGAGCUAAAGAUGUUGGACGGCCCAAGGCAGAUGUGGCAGCCGACUUCGUCAACAGCCGUAUACCAGGAUGCAGUGUGGUUCCACACUUUAAGAAAAUCCAAGACUUCGACGAGACAUUUUAUAAACAGUUUCAUAUCAUUGUUUGUGGACUGGAUUCCAUCGUUGCUAGGAGAUGGAUGAAUGGAAUGCUGAUGUCGCUGCUAUCUUUCGAUGAUGGUGUUUUGGAUCCAAGUUCCAUUAUACCCCUUAUUGAUGGGGGGACGGAGGGCUUCAAGGGGAAUGCUCGUGUCAUUCUCCCCGGCAUGACAGCCUGCAUAGACUGCACCCUGGAACUUUACCCGCCCCAGAUUAAUUUCCCAAUGUGCACUAUUGCCUCUAUGCCCCGACUACCUGAACACUGCAUUGAGUAUGUUAGGAUCCUUCUAUGGCCCAAAGAAGAGCCCUUUGGGGACGGAACAGCCCUUGAUGGAGAUAACCCAGAACAUAUUCAGUGGGUGUUCCACAAGGCCCAGGAGAGAGCCUCUGAAUUCAGCAUCACUGGAGUCACCUACCGACUCACACAAGGUGUGGUGAAGAGGAUCAUCCCGGCAGUUGCAUCUACAAACGCUGUCAUUGCUGCUGCUUGUGCCAUGGAAGUAUUUAAAAUCGCUUCCAGUGCUUACAUUCCCUUGAAUAACUACCUGGUGUUUAAUGACGUUGAUGGGCUGUAUACCUAUACUUUUGAAGCUGAGCGAAAGGAGAACUGCCCAGCUUGUAGCCAGAUCGCUCAGGACCUGCGCUUUCCACCUUCAGCCAAACUCCAGGAGGUCCUUGAGUAUCUGACUGAGAACGCCUCCCUACAAAUGAAAUCUCCCGCUAUUACAGCAACACUGGAAGGAAAAAACAAAACGCUUUACUUACAGACCGUGGCCUCCAUCGAACAAAGAACGAGACCAAAUCUCAGCAAAACGUUAAAAGAGCUGGGAUUGGUCGACGGACAGGAAUUGGCAGUCGCUGAUGUCACCACUCCACAGACGGUCCUCUUCAAGCUUCGUUUCACCACAUGAUGUUUUGGGGCGGCACCCAAAAAGUUCCGCUUAAUGCACAAGCAAGAAGCAGUACUGUAAUCAAUAUUCUCCUCCUACAGAAGAUAGGAAGGACACAGCAAUGAAACUUGAACAUAUUUAAAUAUAUUUAAAUGCAACUGUGUAUAUAUAAAUGAUGCUGUGGCAAGUUCUUCAUUAUAAACCGUUUUGUAUUAGGCCUGGCAUAUUUAACGUUUUACCAGAAGCAUGGGCAACUCGACAAAGACACUGACAUUGAUAUUUCACUUUGAAACAAUUUGCAGUCUGGUCUCACAUUAGACUUGAGAUGAUUUUCUAUGCACUGAAAGAGCAUAAGUAAAGAAUUUGGUGUGUAAUGUAUGUAAGACCUGCCUUCAGCAGUGUACCUGCUACAGGUCAGGUGUUAAGCAGUGUGUGAAAAUGGUCACUUUGCUUGUAGCUGACAUUUACCUGUAAUUGGUACCCUUGGCUUUCCAAAAUUGUUCAGCUUAAUUCUUUGUGUCUGUACUGGAACAUGUAAAUAGUUUACUGAGGCACUUGUGGAUGCAAGAUGUACUUAAAUUAAACUUUCUGGUUAAACUUUA
Messenger RNA from Paramormyrops kingsleyae, 2177 nucleotides. Its product is annotated as NEDD8-activating enzyme E1 catalytic subunit. Gene Ontology annotation, cellular component: cytoplasm; nucleus. Gene Ontology annotation, molecular function: NEDD8 activating enzyme activity. Lineage: Eukaryota; Metazoa; Chordata; Actinopteri; Osteoglossiformes; Mormyridae. The record is from RefSeq and is a predicted model, not a curated record. Gene Ontology annotation, biological process: protein neddylation.